Molecule: messenger RNA, 345 nt
Organism: Lycium barbarum (goji berry)
Lineage: Eukaryota; Viridiplantae; Streptophyta; Magnoliopsida; Solanales; Solanaceae
Product: glycine-rich RNA-binding protein 1-like
Exons: 4
Coding region: 1-345 (114 amino acids)
Source: RefSeq, a predicted model, not a curated record
AUGAAAUUGAUCGACGACAAUGAUGAAGACGACUAUGUUUCAGUAAUAUAUUCAACCCAGAUGAUGAAAUUCAAAUGCCUAAUUAAUCAGCUCAUAACAUUCUGUGGUGGCUAUGGAGGUGGGGGUGGAUUUGGUAGUGGUCGAAUCAGUGGGUAUGGUAGUGGUGGUGGUGGAUACGAUGGUGGUAGCCGUGGUGGAAGUGGAUAUGGAGGAGGAGGUGGUGGUGGAGGUGGCAGUAGUGGGGAAGAGGAGCGGGUUCAGAUGACUAAUUGUUGCAAGAAGAAAAAGGGACCUGGGGGAAAAGCAAAUGGUUGGAGAAAUCGAAAAGGCGAAGUCUUUGCAUGA